This is a messenger RNA of Salvelinus sp. IW2-2015, 1584 nucleotides long. RefSeq names its product alpha-(1,3)-fucosyltransferase 7-like. Lineage: Eukaryota; Metazoa; Chordata; Actinopteri; Salmoniformes; Salmonidae. Gene Ontology annotation, cellular component: membrane. Gene Ontology annotation, molecular function: alpha-(1->3)-fucosyltransferase activity. The record is from RefSeq and is a predicted model, not a curated record.
GAAAAGUCMUCUUCAGUGAGUCUUACCUCCACAGGACAGCAAACACGGACAGGCAUUCACCUCGGACCUCACCCAGGGAGGAAAUAUUACACUAUUCGAGUAACAAUCCCAAGGAGAUCGUGUGAUUCUGGACUAAACUAAAGUACGCCGCAAUUCCACCAUUCAGUCUGUUGCCUGCCUGUCAUCCCCUGAGUCAGUGAUGACUACCUCCAUGCCCCUGUUCCUCUCAGCCAUUAUGCUCCUCAGCAUCUCCUCUUAUGUGCUCCACCAGAGGCUCCUACUGCUGGCUCAGAUAGGGAUCGCUCAUCAACACCAACCCAGGAACCUCACCAUCCUGCURUGGCACUGGCCCUUCGGCCAUCCCUACAGCCUGGAGGGAGAUGUGUGCAGYGACAAGUACGGUAUCCYAGGCUGCCUCCUCAGUGACAACACCUCCCUGUUCCCCCARGCAGACGUGGUGGUCUUCCACCACCAUGAGCUGAGGACCGGCCGCUCUUCCCUGCCUCUCCACCUCCCCCGGYCAGUCUCCCAGCGCUGGCUCUGGCUGUCCCUUGAGCCCCCGGUGCACAAUGGCAACCUGACCCAGUACAAUGGACUGUUCAACUGGACCAUGAGCUACCGAGGCGACGCUGACAUAUCCAUACCCUAUGGGAAGAUAGUUCCGGUUCCACAUAACGGUAACAGUAACAGUAGCAGCUUUGUGAUCCCCAAGAAGGGGGCUUGUCUGGCCAGCUGGGUGGUCAGCAACUACAGGCCRGACCAUGCCAGGAGUCAAGUCUACCAGAGCCUGAGGAAGUACAUUCCCAUAGAGGUGUAUGGACACUGGUCAAAGAGGCCACUGACCGACCAAAGUCUGAUACCCRUCAUUGGCCACUGUAACUUCUACCUGGCUUUUGAAAACUCAGUGGCAUUGGACUACAUAACUGAGAAGUUGUGGAGGAAUGCCUACCAAGCAGGGGCAGUACCUGUGGUUCUGGGAACCUCUCGGGCUAACUAUGAGGCCCUUGUGCCACCAGGCUCGUUCAUCCAUGUCAGUGACUUCAAUAGCACAGAGGGGCUGGCUGUCUUCCUACAGCAGCUGGCCACAGACAGAGGACGCUAUGAGGGUUACUUCAAGUGGCGUCAGACAUAUAGAAUCAAGAUGUACACCGACUGGAGAGAGAGGCUCUGUAAUAUCUGUGCCAACUAUCAAAGACUACCAGGUAACAAGGUGUACUAYGAUCUGGAGGCAUGGGCCAGUAGAUAACAUCAUAGAUGCUUUUGCUACUGUAGGUUAUUUUGUACUACAAUAUGUUCAAGAACUUGUACUGUAGCCAGUUUUUUUUUCACAUGCAAAACAACAGUCUGCAGUGAAACUUGAAAUGCAUUCUGUUCUGGUGGUGUGCCACUUUAACAUCAGCUUGAUGAUAUUACAACAUUGACAUUCGGUCCCUAAUGCAGAAACACCACAGACAAAUCACAACUUCUGUAAAAGAGGGAAGUUAUUAAUCUAACACCCAGCUUUCUGACACAAUACAUUUUUUGUUCAUAUAUUAGAUGCUUUAUUUUAUUAUUAUUAGUAGUAUGCAUUUUCUUUCUGUAUCU